This is a messenger RNA of Trypanosoma theileri, 1149 nucleotides long. RefSeq lists its product as uncharacterized. The record is from RefSeq and is a predicted model, not a curated record. Lineage: Eukaryota; Euglenozoa; Kinetoplastea; Trypanosomatida; Trypanosomatidae. Bases 1 to 1149 code for a protein of 382 amino acids. The transcript has a single exon.
AUGAGGAACGCAUCUAUUCCCUUUGCGGCACGGCAACACUUUCUUGAACAUGGAUAUGCCAUUCUCCCUGCGGUGCUUCCAACUCCAAUUGUUGAGCGGCUUAAAGAUGCGUUGAUUUCCGCUACUGUGGCCCGUUCUCGCUGCCUUAUUGAUGUGCCAGAUAUUGAAUCCAUGUUAAAGUGCAAAGCAAAACUCUCUGAUCCACUGUACGCCAAAGUUGUAACUCGACUACAACGACGAAAGUAUUUACUUCGUUUAUAUCGUGCUGAGAAACGACGUAGAAAGCAAUUAUCAGAGAUAGCUGCAAAGUUUUUAAAUGGACGAAAGAAGGAAGAUCUCACUGGAGAGGAGUUGUGGAAGUUAAGUGAAAUAUUGACAACUGAAGUUUCAAAAAUGUCUGGAAAAGGAUGUCAAUCUACAAUUCAAAAUGAUCCUCAAAUGCUUAGGGCCAUAAAUGAAUAUCGUUGUAAUGUAUGGAUGACAAAUAAAGAAAUACAAACUUUAGUGCGUGACUCUUCUUUUUGGAAACCAAUCGGUUCCAUUGCAACAAAUGUGGGUGGUGUGGAACGGCCUGUUUUAUUUAGUGAUGCUCCCAUGUUUCGUGAACCGUACGGGAGUCCUUUUGGAUAUCACUGUACUGCCCCUACUUUUGGGGUUAAAACAAAUAGUCGUCAGGUGCAUGCAGUAACUCUCCUUCUCUUUACACAUUCUCCUAAUGAUUAUCAGAUGCCAUUAUAUAUAUUAAAGAAUUCCCACCGUUUUGUACGGGAACAAUAUAUUACACGUGUUCCUCCUGUAGAUUUGUCUAUGCCAUUUCUUCCCAUGGAAUCUCACAUUCCUGAACAGCUAAAACGUUUUAACUUUGAUAGUAGCGUUGUCGGUUCCCUUGUUGAAGGAGCAGAGAAUAUCACUCCUGGAACUAUUAUUGCCGUCGAUCCACAUCUUAUGAUUGGGAUGGGGCCAAACGCCUCAACAGAACGUGUUGUGGUGUAUAAACUCAAUAUGGUUGCUGAGGAUGCACCACCAUUUAUGAAAUCACCAUCAUGGGUAACCGGCUGGCGAUCACUUCCUCGGGAAGUGAAUUUUGCAUCACCGAUAGUAUUUCCACCGUUCUUCAGCGAAGAAACAAAUUCCACAGACGCACUCUAA